Limulus polyphemus (Atlantic horseshoe crab) is the source of this 3529-nucleotide messenger RNA. RefSeq names its product COMM domain-containing protein 7-like. Bases 30 to 641 code for a protein of 203 amino acids. The record is from RefSeq and is a predicted model, not a curated record. Gene Ontology annotation, molecular function: NF-kappaB binding. Gene Ontology annotation, biological process: negative regulation of DNA-templated transcription; tumor necrosis factor-mediated signaling pathway. The transcript is spliced from 8 exons. Lineage: Eukaryota; Metazoa; Arthropoda; Merostomata; Xiphosura; Limulidae.
CAGAGGGCGUUGAGUGUACAUGUUGAAAGAUGGCAGUUACGGGUUUUUAUUUUUCGGAAAAUGUUCCUCCAGAUGCUGUAAUAUCGGACUUUCAGACUAUGAAUAAGUUAAACUUUGAGCAAUUCAGUCAGCUGGUGGAAAUAGUCUUUCAGUUCCUUGCAGGAAAGCAUAAUUCAACAGAAUUGCUACAGCACUUAGGAACAUUUUCAGAGAAACAUGGGGUCAAUCUGAGUGGAUUAAGGAAUAUUAUGAAGAGUCUGCUGCUUGUACCACAAGGAGGUCUGAAAAGAGGAAUUACAGCAGCACAGAUGAGAGCAGAUGCUGUUAAACUUGGUUUAAGUGAAGACAAGGCAGAACACUUGUCGAAAAAGUGGGAAAGUGACUAUUCUGCUCUUGUGCAAACAAGCUUAAACCAGAUCAUCAGUGUGAACCAGUUGAUAGAUAUGGAAUGGAAGUUUGGAGUGACUGCAGCCAGCAGUGAAAUCAACCAAGUGGGAAAUACCUUCUUGCAGAUGAAACUAGUUAUUGAUAAAGGCAAUGGACAAGUGGAAAAUAAAUUUCUAGAGCUUUCUCUGGCACAGUUUUAUUCUUUUCUUCAUGAAAUGGAAAGAGCAAAAACUAGCUUAGAGUUUUUGGUUUAAUAGAACCUGGGAAGAGCUUGGUGGAUCAAGUUGAUUAUUUGAUGAUUUCACAAAAGUUGGCAGCCCAGUUUCAGGCUACCAGUAAUAAAAAUAUUAGUAAUAAAAACUUUCAAACAUGAUUGAGAUAGUAGCAAAUCACAGGUUUUGAAUUUACUUACCAUUUAAAUAUUGUAUAUGUAAUAUAUAUAUGUAUAAACUUUAUCUGCAAAGAUUAUAACUUUUGUACAGGAUUUUGACUGUCCAUGACAAUUUUCACAAUGUAGUGCAUUGUUUUGGAAUUUUAUAUAUAUUUUAGCUCUUUGUUCUUCAUGCUGGUCAUGAAUACCACUGAGGCUGAUAAGCAGUUUACUGACAUGAUUUCCUAAUUUGAUGCUGAAUAUAUCAAGAAAUGUACUGUAUGUUUUGUAGGCUUUCCUGCCCAAAGUAGUACCAGACAGUCUAUUGAAUGACGUUUUUUUCACACAUUUCUUGGUAUAUUUUGCAUAACUUAUGAAAUCAUGUCAAUACGCUGCUUAUUAGUUGGACCUCUUCAUGCUGUUUUAUCAGAACUUUACUCAAACUCUUCUAAGAAUAAAUGAAGAAAAGUUCACCUUUCAAAAGCACUCAGGUUACAGGGUUUUUAUAAUUUCAUAUUCUUGAACCCAUGUGUUUUUCUGACAUCAUGAAUGAUUCAUAUAUGUGGUUGUAUUCAUUAACACUUAUAAUAGGAAUUAUCCUAUUGGCAACUGAAUGAGCAAAAUAACAUCACUUUUAAUGGAAACAUCAGCACAAAAUGAAAAAGAUUUACUGCACAAACACUUCUUUAAGACCACAUUUACAGGAAAUGUAGAAGUAACUGUGACACUCAGCAUUUUCUUAGUCUUUCAUACAAAUUUAAAUUUCAGAGCUGGAUAGUUCAUAACAGUAUAAUUACAGAGACUGGAAUAAUAAAAUCCAGCUUAGCUGAGUGCAGAAAAUAUGUCCUAAGGAAAUGCUCCCAGGCUAAGUAUGUUGUAUGUAUAUGUAUAUAAAAAUGGCAUAGCCAUAGAAUUCGAGCCAAAAAAUUUAUGACAUAUAUAUAUAUAAAUGUAUACACACAAUAUAUAUUACAGUUUUCUUGUUUAUUCAGAGAUGGCUCAACUUUUGUCCUGAAACACAUCUGGAAUUUGCAAUUCCUUUGACAAGUGCCAAAUGAAAUUGUCACUCCCAUGAAAUGUGGGCACAUGUAAGGUGUAAAUGAAAGCAUAAUUGGCAAAAUCUCUGGUCUCGGAAGAGGCCGUGUACAUAACACCAAAAUCUGGGCAACCGUCCAGAUCAGCAAAGUCAAAUAAGCUACCAGAAAGUCAUUUAUCCAAUUCCAUAUCUAAAAAAACAAAUGUGCAUUGUGUGUUAUAAGGUAGGGAAAAGAAUUGCAGUACUGACAUCCAUAUAGCUGUAGUACUAGUCUCUGCACAGCCCUAUGUUUUAAGUUAUACACGCAAAGGGAAACUAUUAGGUAAGUUAUGUAAACCAAAAGUACCUCACCAUCAAUUUAAAUAGGAAACAUAUCUAUUCUCUUUAACUUCCAUCAGGGACACAAGUGGAUGUGUGGAUCCAUUAUCAGUUUAUAAUAAUGUAAAGUUGUCUGUGGGAAGAGUAGUGGAGGUGAAUAAUAAUACAAUGAAACUUACACCAAGCAACAUUACAGAACUUUCAAACAACCUGAGACAAGUUAAGAUAUGAAAAAAAGGGCUUUACUUCAUGUCAGGAUCAGUAACACACACUGUUUUUAAAAUAUGCAAGUAUAUUUAAUAAACUUGAAUAUAAUUAAAGCAAUUGUUGUGUUCAACAGUUAAAACUAACAAAGAGCUUUCAAAUGAAACUUACUGAGUCAACGUUUGGGUGAAAACAGUGAAUAAAUCAUUUUACAUGUGUGUUUGUGUAUAUUUUUUGGGUGCUACCAUAAAACUGACAGUACAUUACACAUGAACUCACUAACAGCAUAAAAAAAUUAAUACAAUUCCACAUAAACUAGAGCACAUGUUAAAACACACAACUCAGUGAGUACCCAUGAGGUAUAUUCAAUAACAAAUUAUCAUAAAACAUGAUGUAACUACACAACACAACAGUGUCACUAACAUAUAAUAUGCACUGAGAGUGUUAUCUAUUAUACUGGUGUUACAUGAACACAGAAGUUCACAGAAAACAACACUGUAAACAUAAUAUAUUCCACUAAAAGUGGUCUCGUACUUCCCAUACAAGAUUGGUUGAUGUAACCAAACUUGUAAUCACAAAGUAAUAAUCAGUUUCAAUACUAUAAUUUUUAAUAUGUUUUGUGUAUUUUCAUGAAAUUUGGCAAGCUUUCAGUAAACAUUACAAGUCAUUUUGUACAUAAAAAAUCAGAUUUGUCUGUGAAAGUGUUGACUGCAAAGUUAUUUUCAUGUUAAGAUUAAAAAUACUUUCCUUUUUCUGAAAAUUUUCGAAUUUCGUUUUUGUAACCUCUGAAAUCUCCUAAAUAAAUAUUAAACUUUUUUUCAGUUAAACUUUAUAAUUUGAACACUGAAGACCAUACCAAAUAACUUUGUGAACAUAAUAUAUUCCACCAAAUGUGGUCUCUAAUACACUGGUGUUCCAUGAGCAAUCAACCAACAACUUCAUAUUACAGUGGAAGUAAACACAAAAGUACCUUAGUACAGUAAAACAUGUUUAUCACUCCUGAAAAUAAUACAAGUUUAAGUAACUCACAGUGUACCCUGGAGAUGAUCACAACAACCAUUUAUUUCAGAGGUCAUAAACCAUGUAUUGUUAAGAACAUAUACAAAGUGAACCCUCUUGAACUGUUGUUUCCUAGUAUUUAAAAAUUAAACUGUUUCUGGCAUUCAUGUAGUUAUUGUGAAUAAGUUUAAUAAAACUUGUCAUUCUAAAUCAGA